This is a messenger RNA of Solanum verrucosum, 1291 nucleotides long. RefSeq names its product F-box protein CPR1-like. The transcript has a single exon. The coding region runs from base 77 to 1291 and encodes 404 amino acids. The record is from RefSeq and is a predicted model, not a curated record. Gene Ontology annotation, molecular function: protein binding. NCBI's taxonomy places the organism in Eukaryota, Viridiplantae, Streptophyta, Magnoliopsida, Solanales, Solanaceae.
AAAAGUUCUACAUUCUUCCAUUUCUAGUAUAUCCUAAAACCCUACCGGCCGGCAGUGAUCAUUUUCAGCUCAAAAAAUGUCAGAUAUUCCGCCGGAAGUUAUCUCCGAGAUACUUUCUCGACUUCCGGUGAAGUCGUUGUUAAGAUUCAGGUGCGUAUCGAAAUCCAUCAAAACCCUUAUCGAUAGCCCUAAAUUCAUCGAAGCUCACCUCAAAAAUCAAGAACUGAAACCAAAUUCCGAUCUGAAGCUGAUUCUCAAAGCUCACAUUGUUGCUGAUAACCUUUUCUCGCUUGAUUUCACUUCAAUGGCGUCGACCCAAAUGCCCAGAGAGCUUGCACAUCCACUGAAACACCUCUAUGGACCGACUCAGGUACUGGGUUCUUGUCGUGGGUUGGUUUUGAUUUCUAAUAACAUGAAUGAUAAUGGUGUUUGGAAUCCGUCUACUAAGGUAUUUAGGAAGUUACCCUUUUGUCAGUUUAACCCUCCGAGGAAACCCCCGGGUGGACGGGGUCCGGGGUUGGCUCAGAUUCGUGGGGGGUUUGGGUUUGAUUGUUUAGCUAAUGAUUAUAAGGUGGUUACGAUUGCACAACUGUAUCAUCCUGAUGCUGAACCUUCGUUGGUUUCGGAAACGAUGGUUUUUAGUUUGAAGUUGGGUGUGUGGAAGAAGGUUCAGGAUUGUCCUUACUGGUUGCUUAAGGAGGAUAAUGGGGCUUGUGCUGGAGGUGCAUUGCAUUGGAUUGUAACGAAGGAACCGGCAGCUUGGUGGAGUCCUUUGAUUCUUGUGGGGCUUAAACUUGGAAAUGGGAGUUUUCAGGAGGUGGCGUAUCCAGAGAAUUUGGGGAAUUCGUUACAGAUGAAUUUGGCAGUGUUGGGAGAAUGUCUUUGCUUGCUGAAAGGCCAUCUCACUUGUACAAAUGCGAAGAAUCAUGUGUUGGAUCGUAUUGACGUAUGGAUGAUGAAGGUUUACGGAGUGAAAGAGUCUUGGGUUAAGUUGUUUUCAGUUGAGCAGUUAGAGGGUCGACAACAUUUCCGUUACUUGAGGCCAAUAACAUAUUCAGUGACUGGUAAGGAAGUUCUUCUGGAAAUGGAUAAUAGGAAGUUUCUUUGGUAUAGUCUUGAAAGGAAGUCGCUCAAACAUGCUAAGAUUAGCGGUGGAUUGGACACUUUUGAAUCCGUUGUCUGUUUGGGAAGUCUUGUUCCUUUAUAUGAAGGUGGCAACGAAAAGGAUAGGAUGAAAGGGAUUGAACAACGAGAUGACUCGGUGACAGUGGAAAUCAAAAUGGAACUCUGA